GAAGCUGGAGCCGGGGGCCGUGGAGAGCCAACACGGACCACCCCCCUAAAGAGCUUAUUGAGCCAUUUCCAUUCUGGCAGCCAUAGAUAUCACUUUGUGCGAGGAAUCAUAAUGGGGUUUUCUCUAGCAAACCUUCACAUCUUGGCUUGCCAUUCGAUAUGCACCAUCCUAGUGACAUUCUUAAGAACUUCCCACGGCCCGGGAUCGAAGAUCCCGACCUUCAAAUAUUUACGAAAAUGCCACUAGGCCAUUCCAAAGGUGCGGACCGUCACACUAGGCACCGUAGCAUACCCCCGCACAAACACCCACCCGGAUCCCGCCGAGAUUGCCCCCCAAGCAAGGUUCGGAAAGACUCCCACACGAGUGCAGGUGUCCUUCGUCCCCCAUUUCGGGCAGCGCCCCCAGCAAUCACCAAACAAGCAUCCAUGAAGAAGCAUACCCCGCACAAACACCCACCCGGAUCCCACCGAGAUUGCCCCCCAAGCAAGGUUCGGAGAGACUCCCGCACGAGUGCAGGUGUCCUUCUUCCCCCAUUUCGGGCAGCGCCCCCAGCAGUCACCAAACAAGCAUCCAUGAAGAAGCAAACCCCGCACAAACACCCACCCGGAUCCCACCGAGAUUGCCCCCCAAUCAAGGUUCGGAGAGACUCCCACACGAGUGCAGGUGUCCUUCGUCCCCCAUUUCGGGCAGCGCCCCCAGCAAUCACCAAACAAGCAUCCAUGAAGAAGCAUACCCCGCACAAACACCCACCCGGAUCCCACCGAGAUUGCCCCCCAAGCAAGGUUCGGAGAGACUCCCGCACGAGUGCAGGUGUCCUUCGUCCCCCAUUUCAGGCAGCGCCCCCAACAGUCACCGAACAAGCAUCCAUGAAGAAGCAUAUACCCCGCACAAACACCCACCCGGAUCCCACCGAGAUUGCCCCCCAAGCAAGGUUCAGAGAGACUCCCGCACGAGUGCAGGUGUCCUUCGUCCCCCGUUUCAGGCAGCGCCCCCAACAGUCACCGAAUAAGCAUCCAUGAAGAAGCAUCGCCCACAAAUGCCGCAGCAUGCAGAACCAUAGCAAUAGCCACACGAAGCAAUCGAUCGAACCGGACAAGCCCACACAUUCCGCUUUUUUUCCCGCACCGCACCGCACCGCCCAAGCCCCGCCCCCCCGGGCCCACCUGCUGGUCGCCGACGGUGGGGCCCACCCGGCACCGUUACCGGUGCAUGGUGGCCCCCACCUGCCGACGAGACCUGCCAUUGUGCCCACACCCCCACUGGGGGGUGUGGGCAGCGCUGGCAGGCCGGGGGGGGGGGCUCGCUGUUGAAGCAGGCAGGUACCACC
Ziziphus jujuba (common jujube) is the source of this 1327-nucleotide messenger RNA. Its product is annotated as proline-rich protein 4-like. The record is from RefSeq and is a predicted model, not a curated record. The transcript is spliced from 2 exons. Lineage: Eukaryota; Viridiplantae; Streptophyta; Magnoliopsida; Rosales; Rhamnaceae. Bases 159 to 1019 code for a protein of 286 amino acids.